CCUCGACUGGACAGGAGGUUAUUAGGGGAGCUACGUUGCUUUAAGAGCAAAAUCAAUUUUUCCUUCGUUAAAGCGAAACAAACACCGGUCAAUAUGUUUGCAACCCUAAUAAAACUACUUGUGGUCCUCUUCGUCGUCCAUCAAGCCAUCGAUGCACAACAAUUCUCUCCGCAAUUCCAACGAAUUGCGGCUAAAUGCAGCCGCUUAUCUCCAACCGCUCAUUCCCAACCGCUCAUUUGCUCCCGCUCAUAUUCACUCCUUCAUCAGAAAAAAGGCCUACAUACAUCAGAGGAUGAACCUCCACCCCCUAAGAACAUUUAUGUGGGCCUUGAGUCUAGCCUUCUGAAGAGCAAUAAGGAACCACACAAGAAUUUUAUCACAGAUCUUGAGUAUCAAAAAGAACUUAUUGGAAUUGGGGGUACUUAUGGAGACUUACAAAUUGUCUCGUCAAAGAAGCAUAUUGUCGAAUCUGAUCAUUUCCCACCAGAAUCCGUUUACAAAUUUGCAAAAGAUUCCUGGAUAAGAAAUAUAAAUCGUGCAGAUAUGGCAGCUCUGUCAAUACCAUAUAGGUUACACAAAGACUUUACAACAACUGGUGCUGUCGUAGGAAAUCAAGGUUAUCGUGGGGAGUUUGUUACCGAACUCUCUAAGCUAAUGAGAGAAGGAAAAUACGACGAAGUGGUUCGGCUAUCAAUUUUGGAAUACAACAAGAGUUUAGGUGACAAAACACAUCGUGGAAAUAACGAAGAACUGUUUGAUUAUUAUAAACCUGGAAUCCUAGCUGGUCUCAAGGUUCAAGUGAAGAAUGGAUUGCUAUCUGAGGAAAAAUUGACAGAAUUUUCGGAUGAGCUCGAACUGACCAAAAUUACACACCCGGUUGAAGAUACGGCCCUGAGGAAAAAAGCUAUUAAAGCAGUAAACGAAACUGUUCAUACAAUGCCCAAAAUUAAUAAGAAUUGCACAAAUAAGAAAAGGAGCAAAUCAAUCGGUAAAAGAGAUUGGAAAACCCGCUGCGGCAAGCUACCUGGUAGAGCUUCGAAGGCAAUGAGAAAGGGAAGAAAAAUCCUGUCGAAUGUUCUAAAUUCAUUUCAUCCUCGACAUUGGCGGUUCGCCCACUAACUAUUCCUAAGCCAAGGAACAAACACUUUCAUAAAUGUUGAUGCAAUAUAUUUAGGUGAUAUCUUAUAGCUGUUCCACAUCCACAAUACUAUCUUGAAGUAAAAUGCACAACGUUGUCCUACUUUAUUCAGUUUUUGUCAUUUUA
Messenger RNA from Folsomia candida, 1264 nucleotides. RefSeq lists its product as uncharacterized. The coding region runs from base 94 to 1119 and encodes 341 amino acids. NCBI's taxonomy places the organism in Eukaryota, Metazoa, Arthropoda, Collembola, Entomobryomorpha, Isotomidae. The record is from RefSeq and is a predicted model, not a curated record. The transcript is spliced from 4 exons.